CGUACCCUCCCCUAAAUCUUGCCUGGCUUUCUUCUACGCCAGCGGUGUGUCACGGAGGUUUGUUAGCCGGUGGGGUGGACCAAAUUCGGCCAUCGAUUGACCCUAUUUAACCAAACUGGCAGUAAAUCGGGUCUGGGGGGGGGUCGCCCUGACGACUUUUACAUGAGUAGAUCGCCUCACCUGUUCUUACAUUUCGCCCCUUGAUCGACCGCUCUUCCAAUGUCGGAUUUCAAGCUCGGGAUUGUUCGACUUGGCCGUGUGGCCGGGAAGACAAAGUACACACUGAUCGAUGAACAGGACAUACCAUUGGUGGAGAACUAUGCUUUUGAGGCACGCAUGGAGGUAGAUGCAGAUGGCAAUGGGGCAAAGAUCUUUGCUUAUGCCUUCGACAUUGGCAAAGGGCGCUGGGCUGGCAGGCCACUGCACGAGCUGCUCUGGGAUAAACACAGAGGAGGCAUCGCUCCCAGCUUCCAAGUAGUCCACAUAAACUCUGUUACAGUGGAUAACCGUCUGGACAACCUGAGACUGGUCCCCAUGGGUUGGAGCCCCAAACCAGAGGAAAUCUCCAGCAAGCAAAGAGAGCAGUCUUUGUACUGGCUGGCCAUCCAGCAGGUACCAGCUGACCCCGUAGAGGAGCAGUACCUGGAGCUCAGUCGUACCCGCUACUACAAUGCUAACGGAGAGCUGGUGGAGGAGGAGGAGUGCUCCUGUACUUACUACGAGUGUCACUACCCACCCUGCUCGCUCAUUGAGAGGAGACUUAGAGAGUUCAACAUCUGUGGCCGCUGUCAGGUGGCUCGCUACUGUGGCUCCCAAUGCCAGCAGAGGGACUGGCCCGCCCACAAGAAGCAGUGUCGUGAGCGCAAGAGGGUCCUGGCCCUAGAGUCUGAACCUGAGCGAUGAUCUCUGAAUCAAUCACCAGAAUAGGGGAAUGGGGGGGGGGAUUAAG
Messenger RNA from Salvelinus fontinalis (brook trout), 949 nucleotides. RefSeq names its product zinc finger MYND domain-containing protein 19-like. The record is from RefSeq and is a predicted model, not a curated record. Lineage: Eukaryota; Metazoa; Chordata; Actinopteri; Salmoniformes; Salmonidae. Bases 220 to 903 code for a protein of 227 amino acids. The transcript is spliced from 6 exons.